CGGCAGCGGCGCGGGUGGGGUUAUGCGCUCGUGCAUGUAGCUUCUAACGUAAGGGUGGAGGGAGAAAGAUUUAGAAACGGAGAGAGAGAAGUUAUCUAUGGCUUCUCGAAGAUCAUCUCCUCAGAGCACCGCGACUUUUUAUUAAAGCGCGCGCAGGAACCGGAGGAGAAGCGAGCACGAGGAAGGAGACAUGAAUCCGGCGGGCAAGGAGAACGAGGUGCUUAGGGACGGGUCCAGAACAGCAGAGAGAGAUCAGGGUUGGAUCCCAAAGGUCAUAAAGAAGAGAGUGUGCACGACGUUCGUGGAGGAUCCUCUCAGUAAUGGAGAUCAGUGUCAGUGUGGUGGUGAUCGUGCUCGUCAUGGUUCUAUAGCUACAGGAGAUUAUUUCGGCUCUGCGAUCGUGACUCAGUGGGACUCGUCCAAACACACGUCUGAGUGUCCACCCGACGCUUUCGGAGAACUCAAGUUUGCCGGCAUCGCUCACAGACAAAGUAAUUUCCUGCGUCUCUCGUGUGACACUCCCUCUUCGCUCGUCUAUGCCAUCCUGACUCAGCACUGGGGUCUGCCUCCUCCCAACCUGGUGGUGUCGUUAGUGGGGGGCGUCGGCCAGGAGAAGGUCAGGAGCUGGGUACGAGAUGUGGUGAGACAGGGGCUGGUACGAGCGGCACAGAGCACAGGUGCCUGGCUCAUCACAGGUGGGCUGAGGGAGGGCGUGGGCCGCUGUGUCGGCGAGGCGGUGAGGGAUCACGGAGCUGCAGCUGCGUCCCAAUCCAAACUGGUCGCUCUGGGCGUGACCCCCUGGGGACUGGUGGAAAACCGCCAGCAGCUCGUCAAGGCGGAGGGCAGCUUCCCAGCCAGAUAUUACGUUCAGAAUACGUCCCAGGACUCGUGUUUCCUGGACAGUAACUAUCAGGCCUUCCUCCUGGUGGAUGAUGGGAGCGCCGGCCGGCGAGGUGGAGAGACGAGCUUCAUCACCAACCUGGAGAAAUUCAUCUCCCAUCAGCGCACUGGGAUCUGGGGCAGCGGGAAUAUCGAGAUCCCCGUGUUGUGCAUGCUGAUCUCUGGGGAUGCGUCUGUGCUGAAGAGGAUGGACAUGUCUCUGAAGAAGGCCACGCCCUGGCUGGUGUUGAACGGUUCGGGUCCUGCGGCGGACAUGAUCACGGAGCUGCUGAAUGACCUGAGCCGAUCGGCGUCCCCUGUGGACGAGGAGGGUAAAGAUGGCUCCAACCCCGAGCUCAGAGACCGAGUGCGAGAGAUCAUCAAGAGAUAUUUCCCCUCGGAGAAAACGCUGGAGAAGCUGGUGGACCAGGCUCUGAGCAUCUCCCAGAAAAGAUCUCUGAUUACGGUGUUCCACGGAGAACAGGACGGUCCUGAUGAUUUCGACACGGUCAUCCUGAGAGCCCUGGUGCGAGCCAGUAAGCAGGUGAACAGUAGCUCCAGUGAGUACACAGAGGAGCUGAAGUUGGCUGUGGCCUGGAACAGAGUGGACAUUGCCAAGAGCGAGCUGUUCAAUGGCGACAUCCAGUGGAAGUACGAUGAUCUGGAGGACUCCAUGACGGACGCUCUGGUGAACGAUAAGCCUCAGUUUGUUCGCCUGUUCACGGAGAACGGUCUGAACAUUCUGCAGUACCUGACGUACGAGCGUUUGGAGAUGCUGUACCAGUCUCUCUGCAGCAACACGCUGGCCUACACACUGCUGCAGACGUGGCUGAGGGAGAGACACAACCCGGCCUCCUCUCAGACCUGUUCACCCGACUCGGCCGACGGGAACUGCAAGGACCUGAAGAGUCCCAUGACGGGGCCAUCGAGCGCCAGUGGGCUCAGCCUGUUUGAGGUUUCUCGGUUGUUAGGGGUAAUUCUGGGAGGCAUUUGCCAACCGUUUUAUUACCUGCCCCUCGGCCUGGAGCCUGGAGCGAGCUCGAGGAAAGCAGCAAAGCAUGUGAAUAAGAUUCUGCAGGGUGACUGUGCGUACCGUCAUCAGCAGGUUGCGUUCCCCUGGUCCUCUCUCUUCAUCUGGGCUGUUCUGCAGAACCGCAGUGAGAUGGCCAUGUUCUUCUGGGAGAUGGCGGGCGAGUCUGUAAUGAGCGCUCUCAGUGCGUGUAAGAUCCUCCGAGAGCUGUCCAAGCUGGAAAGCGAGACUGAGACCUGUCUGUCCAUGAAGGAACUGGCUCAGAAGUUCGAGAACCUGGCUCAUGAUAUGUUCAGCGCCUGUUACCAGAGCAACGAGACUCGCUCCCUCACGCUGCUCAUAAGGAUGUCCCCGUUCUGGGGCAGAGCGACCUGUCUGCAGAUGGCCACGGUGGCCGACGCGCGACUUUUCUUCAGCCACGACGGCGUGCAGACUCUGUUGGCUCAGAUCUGGUGGGGAGACAUGCACAGCCGGACUGAAGUGUGGAAACUCAUCAUGACGUUCUUCCUGCCUCCUCUCAUCUACACCGACCUCAUCACCUUCAGAGAGGAUCACGCAGAUGGUUUGGAGGGGUCGAACACCGUAGCGUUCUCAAUGGCCGAUAUCACACAGCACAUGGAGGAUGACGGUAAAGUGGAGGAUAAUUCUCAUGUUGUAGACGGGAAUGAUGACGGUGGUCACGUCUGUUCUCUCGCUGACAUCACACACACGGAGGAGGAUAUGGAGGAAUGCACUGCUUUGACCAGAGACCAAAAACGGAAACCUGCAUCUCCCCACAAACACCCAUACAUCGUACACCGAUGGCGGCAGUUCUGGUUCGCUCCCGUCACCUCGUUUCUAGGCAACGUGUUAAUGUACUUCCUCUUCCUCAUCUUGUUCGCUUACAUCCUAUUGGUAGAAUUCAGACCUCCGCCUCCAAUUGGCCCCGCCCCCAUCGAGUAUUUGUUGUACUUUUGGGUGUUUACUCUGGUCUGUGAGGAGAUUCGACAGUCGUUCGUCUGCGGCUCGGGGAGUUUUUCUCAGAGUAUGAGGUUAUACAUCCAGGACCUGUGGAACAAGUGCGACCUCACGGCCAUCUUGCUCUUCAUCCUUGGCCUCACCUGCAGGAUGUUCGAUUGGUCGUAUGAGUUUGGUCGCUCGAUGCUGUGUGUGGACUACAUGGUCUUCACUCUUCGACUCAUCCACAUCUUCGCCGUUAACAAACACCUCGGACCCAAAAUCAUCAUCGUGGGCAAAAUGGUGAAGGAUGUUUUCUUCUUCCUGUUCUUCCUGGGAGUCUGGCUAUUGGCUUACGGCGUGGCCAAUCAGGCGCUGAUAUACGCAUAUGACCCUCGACCCUACUGGGUGAUUCGGAGAGUUUUCUACAGACCGUACCUGCACAUCUUCGGGCAGAUUCCACUGGAUGAAAUAGAUGCUCAUAGGCGCAUAGAGAAGGUGUGCACCAACAACAUGACUCUGAUCCAGCAGGGAGCAGAACCGUGUCCGCAGUCUGAAGCCAACUGGCUCGUCCUCAUCCUGCUGUCCAUCUACCUGCUGGUCACCAACGUCCUGCUGCUCAACCUGCUCAUCGCCAUGUUCAGCUACACGUUCAGUAAGGUACAGGAGCACAGUGAUGUUCACUGGAAGUUCCAGCGCUAUAACCUGAUAGUGGAGUACCACUCCCGCCCGUGCCUGGCUCCGCCCUUCAUCAUCCUCUCUCACCUGCGGCUCUUCAUCAAGAGAACCAUCCGCAAGGUUCCGUCCGUCAAGAUCAAACACUUCAUGUUGGAUCUGAGGGACAGGAAGGCGAGCAGGUUGAACACGUGGGAAGCGGUACAGAAGGAGAAUUUGCUCUCGACUCUGAAUAAGAAGCUGAGAGACAGCGACACCGAGCGACUCAGACGCACGUCUUCCAAGGUGGACAACAUGCUUAAGCAGAUGGCAGAGAUUCGAGAUCAAGACCGCAGAUUGAGAACGCUGGAGUCUGAGUUGGAGUACUGCUCUAACUCCCUCUCGUGGAUAAUGGAAGAACUGGCACAGAGUGACCUGAUCAAACACACCCGCCGCCCCCCGGUCCAACGAGUUUCAGACACGGCCACACCAACCUCUCGCAAAUGAGAAACGGACCGGUCUCCAAACCAAAGGAGCUUCUGGAUUUCCGGAUUUCCACUGACUCCAACAUGAUGAGGAUGAGGAUGAUGAUGAUGAGGAUGAUGAUGAGGAUGAUGAUUUCUCCCUUUCUGGAAAAGACUUGCAGUUGGGGGAGAGAAACAUAUUUCACAGACUCUCUUGCAUUUCAAUGUUCUUUUUUUAUUUUAUAAUAAACGUAAUGUUUGAAAACCUCGUGUUCCUGUUCACACUUCUGGCACGAUCAUGUCUCUUUAGAAAGCUCUGUAAAGAUGACCAGAAUUCCUCUUCUUCUUCUUCUUCUUCUUCUUCUUCUUCUUUUUUAUCCGUAUAUUUGACUUGUAUAACAUUUUUAUAGAUUUCAGAAGUCAGUUAAUAAACACAGUGAUUAUGGGUGAAAUGUAAAGUUUUAUAAUCUGUUUUUUUGUUCAGUUUUUUAGGGAGAUGUGAUUUUAAGGGUUUUUAAAAUGUUCUAAUUUUGUUCUGAGUUGCAUUUUAUUUUUUAUUUUAUUUUCUAAAUAUAAAAGAUUGUUUGAUUAUUACGUA
Ictalurus punctatus (channel catfish) is the source of this 4561-nucleotide messenger RNA. It is a transcript of the gene trpm4a, whose product is annotated as transient receptor potential cation channel, subfamily M, member 4a. Gene Ontology annotation, biological process: calcium ion transmembrane transport. Gene Ontology annotation, cellular component: membrane. The coding region runs from base 191 to 4006 and encodes 1271 amino acids. Lineage: Eukaryota; Metazoa; Chordata; Actinopteri; Siluriformes; Ictaluridae. The record is from RefSeq and is a predicted model, not a curated record. The transcript has 29 exons. Gene Ontology annotation, molecular function: ligand-gated calcium channel activity; calcium-activated cation channel activity.